Molecule: messenger RNA, 1773 nt
Organism: Sphaeramia orbicularis (orbiculate cardinalfish)
Lineage: Eukaryota; Metazoa; Chordata; Actinopteri; Kurtiformes; Apogonidae
Gene: pus1
Product: pseudouridine synthase 1
Exons: 6
Coding region: 300-1556 (418 amino acids)
Biological process (GO): tRNA pseudouridine synthesis; mRNA pseudouridine synthesis
Cellular component (GO): nucleus
Molecular function (GO): RNA binding; pseudouridine synthase activity
Source: RefSeq, a predicted model, not a curated record
UUUACGUCAAGGGUUAAAGUUGACGUUGGCCAUGUGUGCAUGUUACCGCAUUUGUAACUAUGCUAUUAAACAGCCGAACUCAGCUAUAGACACCUCUUUAUUUGUUGUAGAGGACAGUAAUUAAAUUUUUAGAGUGGUUUGGCGUGUCUAAUUGGUUCACUGGUUUGUCUGUAGAGUGGUUGAAGUUUGUUCGAAGUGAAUCAUCUGUUGUAUCAUAAAGCGCCGGCUUCCUCAUUUCUGCUCAUAAAACCACUUUGCAUCCUUCAGCUGCAAAUCUUCUCAGGAUGUCGUAGUUUGAUAUGCUUAAAAUCAGACCGCUUCUGAGUGCCUUAGUUACCUGCAGACUAGCGAGAAACGGUGGCCUUUACACAUUUUGUAACAAUAUGAGUGAAGUAUCCAAAGAUGGUCAAACAGCCAAGGUGCUGAAGAGAGCCAAUGAGGAGAAUGAAGAGUCUGCUGAGGUUCAAGCCACAAAACGAAAAAAGUCUGAGGAGGAUAAUGCAGAAGAUGAAAAGAAAUAUCCAAAAAAGAAAGUGGUGCUCCUUAUUGCAUACUCUGGAAAGGGAUACUAUGGUAUGCAGAGAAACCCUGGAACCUCUCAGUUUAGGACCAUUGAAGAUGAUCUGGUCACAGCCCUUAUUAAAUCUGGUUGCAUUCCUCAAGCCCAUGGUGAUGAAAUGAAGAAGAUGUCCUUUCAAAGAUGUGCCAGAACAGAUAAGGGUGUGUCUGCUGCAGGACAAGUGGUGUCUUUAAAACUUCGGCUACUUGAUGAUGUCAUUGCGAAAAUUAAUGAACAUCUGCCACCACAAAUCAGAGUGCUCGGUCUUAAACGGGUGACUCAGGGUUUCAAUUCCAAAAACAACUGUGAUGCUCGUACAUAUUCCUACAUGCUUCCAACAGUGGCUUUUUCCCUCAAAGACUAUGAUCCUGCAAAUACAGCUGCCUUUCGCCUGGACAAAGAGACGCUUCAGAAUGUGAACCGUCUAUUUGCUCUUUACAAAGGCACCCAUAACUUCCACAACUUCACUUCUCAGAAGGCACCAGAUGACCCCAGUGCUCGUCGCUACAUCACAGAGAUGUCUUGUGGUGAGCCUUUUAUUCGCAGCAAUACUGAGUUUGCGGUGAUCACUGUGCGAGGUCAGAGCUUCAUGAUGCACCAGAUACGUAAGAUGAUAGGCCUGGUGAUUGCUGUGAUCAAGGGCUACGCAAAGGAGGAUGUGAUGGAGCGAAGUUGGAGGCAUGAAAAGGUAGAUGUGCCAAAAGCUCCAGGACUUGGACUGGUUCUGGAAAAGGUUCACUUUGACAGGUACAACAAGCGCUUCGGAGGCGAUGGGCUGCAUGAGCGCCUGGAAUGGGACCACGAGGAAGAGGCCAUUAAAGCCUUUAAAGAGGCUCACAUCUACCCCACCAUAGUUGAGACAGAGUGUCAGGAGGGCUCCAUGGUCAGCUGGAUGUCCACACUGCCUAUCCACGACUUUGAAGCCACAGCUACAGAGUCACAGGAAAACAAGGACCAUAAACAGGACAGUGCAGAUGUUGGAAAUGAUUCUGAUUAGGACUGCUGAAAGAAGAUGCAUUUCUUGCCAAAUAAAUGGUUUUGUCUUUUUUUUUUUUUCUUUUUUUUUUAGAACUGAGGUUUUUUUUUAGGUCUGAAAGUACUUUUUCCAAGAUUGAUAUUUACAGUGACAUUUAAUUCUUUCCAAAUUUUUCUUGUACAAAUGUAAUUGGAUCUAAACAUCAAGAAUAAUAAACUUAAGUUCUCUAUUGGACCCA